Messenger RNA from Ornithodoros turicata, 1470 nucleotides. RefSeq names its product putative nuclease HARBI1. Lineage: Eukaryota; Metazoa; Arthropoda; Arachnida; Ixodida; Argasidae. Bases 209 to 1267 code for a protein of 352 amino acids. The record is from RefSeq and is a predicted model, not a curated record. The transcript has 4 exons.
GCCCGCUUGCACGAAACACUUUGAGGACACUCCGGGACAAUCCUCGGCACUUUCCUUCCUCUGUGAUGUCCUCAAGCGGAAAAGUGGCUUGCACGAAACAAGUUGAGGAUCGUAGCCAUGAGGAAGGUAGGACGGCGGCGCCGAAAGGGCUGAGGAAGCUACUGGCACUCUCAACGCAGCUUCGACCGUCUUUUACGCUAGCACUAACAUGGACCGCAUGGAUCGUGUUGUGACGCUGCGACGCCGUCAUCGGCUGUUUCUCGCGCUCUCGUUGUCACGGCAGCGAGUCUACCGAGACCGUGAAAAUCCUUUGGAGUGUCUAGACGACGGUGAGCUGCAACGGCGGUUCCGCUUUACGAGGGAUGGAAUAUUUUUCAUUACGUCCCUCGUUGCUCUCGACAUCGAGCCUGCGACCCGUCGGAGCCAGUCCCUCCCGUCGUCGUUACAAGUGCUACUGACAUUGCAGUUCCUCGCUACUGGGAACUUUCUCAUCACAGCGGGUGACGUGGUCAACGUGCACGAAGCAACAGCCUGUCGUGUAGUGCACCGCGUCGUUGCAGCGCUGUGCAAGAGGGUCGGAAAGUUCGUCCGGUGGCCAAGAGGUGAGGAGAUAGCAAGGGCCCAACACCAGUUUUAUCAGCUGGCCAGUUUUCCUGGGGUUGUGGGAGCAGUGGAUGGCACCCAUGUUCGCAUCCAGGCACCGUCAGCACACGAGACAGCUUUCGUCAACCGCAAGAACUACCACUCCAUAAAUGUUCAGCUCAUUGCGGGUGCUGACUGUAAGAUCUUGGACGUGGUUGCGAACUGGCCCGGUGCCACCCAUGACUCUAGGAUACUGCGUGAAAGCACCAUUGGGAGGGAGCUGGAAGCUGGAGUCCACACUGGGCUUCUUCUUGGUGACAGCGGGUACCCCUGCAAACGCUGGCUGAUGACACCGUUUCUCCAGCCCCGAAACAGAGCACAAGAGAAGUACAAUGCUUCACACUCGACAACACGGGCUUUGGUAGAGCGGACAAUUGGUCAGCUGAAAAGGAGGUUUCACUGCCUUCACAGUGAGCUGCGAGUGCUAACAAAGCAUACCUGUCCUAUCAUCGUGGCAUGCUGUGUCCUUCACAACAUAGCCAAAGAUUUCGGCAGUGAAGUGCAGGAGGCAGACAGCGACAAUGAUCACGACCCCGAUUACGACCCCCAGCUGGUGUCCAGUUAUGAAGGACGUCAGGAUGGCUUCAUGUACAGAGAUGCCAUCGUACGUCAGCAUUUCACAUGAGCAGUCCCUCCUGGCUCGCUGGGAACGCGCAUUCGUACUGCUUCGUGCCGGCUGCUCCUCUGCACCGUUCCCAGCACCGGCAAACGGCUGUGAAGAGGCACUACCCCUUGUGCCACCCACCUCGCAAGUCACGACAAAGUUAUCAUCUUCACGCAGCCCAACUACAGGCACAACAUCCUGGACCACAGUACCAUAAUCGUGGU